AUGGCUCCCUCGCUGGCCUCGCAGCGUAACUCGAAGCGGUACUCUACCAUCAGCAACCAGACAACCAGCAGCACGAUGACCGGAGACAGCCGCAUAGCCGAGAUCAAGGAGCUCAGCGCCGGCCUGGCUCGUCUCGAGAACAAGCGUCUCAGCCAGCAGCGCUUCGUGCCCACGCCCGAGAAGUCAGAGAGCCUCAGCAAGCUCGCGUUGAGCGCGAAGGUCGAGCGGGCCCUGGGCAGGAGGAUGUCGGGCCAGGACGCCGUCAUGCGCAAGCCAGUUGUCCUCGACGAGAAGAACAUGAUCAAGUCGGCCUCUUAA
Nannizzia gypsea CBS 118893 is the source of this 318-nucleotide messenger RNA. RefSeq lists its product as hypothetical. The coding region runs from base 1 to 318 and encodes 105 amino acids. NCBI's taxonomy places the organism in Eukaryota, Fungi, Ascomycota, Eurotiomycetes, Onygenales, Arthrodermataceae. The record is from RefSeq and is a predicted model, not a curated record. The transcript has 2 exons.